Eruca vesicaria subsp. sativa (arugula) is the source of this 243-nucleotide messenger RNA. Lineage: Eukaryota; Viridiplantae; Streptophyta; Magnoliopsida; Brassicales; Brassicaceae. The record is from the annotation of a GenBank genome assembly.
AUGGUUGGAAAACCCAAAAACGACGCCGUGAGAGUAAAAGUAACGAACCCUAAAUCGCGAGCAGAAGAUUCCUUCCUUCCUUCCUUCUUCCCUCCAAGUUCCCAUCCGAAACUUUCUGAGGCUCAGCUCGUUCUCUCCCGGCGGCGUGAGCUUUACUCUCUGUCUCUGCUCCUUUUAGACCAACACCUUCUUCUUGAGGUUGCUAACUUUGCGGCUAAUUUGAUCUCUUGGGAUUUUGAUUAG